Microstroma glucosiphilum is the source of this 1941-nucleotide messenger RNA. RefSeq names its product cytochrome P450. NCBI's taxonomy places the organism in Eukaryota, Fungi, Basidiomycota, Exobasidiomycetes, Microstromatales, Microstromataceae. Gene Ontology annotation, molecular function: heme binding; oxidoreductase activity, acting on paired donors, with incorporation or reduction of molecular oxygen; monooxygenase activity. The coding region runs from base 117 to 1751 and encodes 544 amino acids. The record is from RefSeq and is a predicted model, not a curated record. The transcript is spliced from 3 exons.
CAGGCUGUGGGGCCCCUCGACCCCCCCAGCAAGGAACCUCAACCAAGUCAUUACUCCUACUUCAAGACCUCCAGAGCAUCUUAUCAAAAAGCUGGACUUUCGCACCAUAGCUCAAGAUGGCGCAGUCUGACUCAGUCAUCAUCUCGACGUUCAUGCGUCUUUAUGCGCCCUUGGCCAACUUGCCAAUCGCCUUGCAGAUCUUCGUGUCCCUGCUGUUGGCAACAGUAUCUUGGGUCGCAUACAAUUUCUUCCUGCGUCAUAGGGGUAUCCCAGGACCUCUGUAUGCGCGAUUGGGCAUUCCUUACUACCUCGCUUGGCGCGCUCUGAAGCUCGACUGGAUCUGGCACGUUCAAGACCUACACAACAAGUACGGGCCUGUAGUCCGAAUCACUCCGAACCAGAUUGACAUCUCGUCGCCGUCUGCCCUGCAGUCGAUUUACUCCUUCUCCGCCUCCAACUACCUCAAGCCUCGACACUUUUACGACGGUUUUGUCCUCUUCAAGGGCAAUCCCUCGAUCUUCUCUGACUGCGAUCCUCACUCCCAUGCUGCUCGCCGAAGGGUUCUGUCAGGCGCCUACGCACUCAAUUACCUUGUCAAGCUGGAAGAAUGUGUGGACCCAAUGAUCGACCUCUUGAUCAAGAGUAUGCGCAGGAAGGUCAGAAAUGGCGAGAUCUCGCAGGACAUGACACAGACGCUGCACAUGUUCGCCAUGGAUGCCGUCGGCGAAUUGGCCUUUGGCGAGCACUUUGGUUUACUGCAGAAGAUGGCAGAUCCCACACGAUUCCUGCGAGGAGCCUCGAAUCUUUCGCAGUGGGGUGGAGCCUUUGCCUACAUGCCCCCUGGUGUCAUGGGUCACGUACGCAACUUCCUGAAACGCUACUACAACGAGCCAGGACCCGAGGUCAUUGGCAUCCACACCAAGGCUCGCAUCAACCGCCGUUUUGCUCUGUUGGCUGAAGGAAAGGAGGGUGAAAGGCCCGAUAUGCUCGCCAAAUUCAUCGACGCCAAGAAUCCAGACGGGACUCGCUGCACUCCGAUGCAGGUUACCUUUAACUCUUCUUCUGUCAUUGCUGCCGGUUCGGAUACCACCGCUUUGGCGUUGGCUGCCACUUUGCGCUACCUCGUCGCCAACCCACGCUGCUACGCUAGAGUUCAAGCAGAGGUCGAUGAAGCCUUUGAGACUGGCAAGCUCAAGGAGCCAUGCAUGUACGGUACGGCAGUCAAACUCAAUUACCUCCAAGCCUGUGCCAAGGAAGCCUUACGUCUGCAUCCCCCCAUCGGCAUGUCCCUGCCCAGAGUAGUGCCAAAGGGAGGAGACGUCAUCGACGGCCGCUUCUACCCCGGCGGCACCACCGUGUCCAUCUCCGCCUAUGUCCUCCACCGCGAUCCCAAGAUCUGGGGUGCCGAUGCAAAUGAGUAUCGACCGGAGCGAUGGACCGACGGCAAGGGCGGAGAAGAGGAGCGCAAGAACCUCGAGAGGAACUUCUUCACCUUUGGUGGGGGUUCGAGGAUCUGCAUUGGAAAGAACAUCAGCUUGAUGGAAAUUACAAAGGCCCUUCCGAGGCUGCUGUGGCACUUUAACUUCAAGGCCAGUGCUCGACCCGAAGGUUGGGUGGGCAGGGACAGCGAUGGGUCGACGGGACCGGAUAUUCCCUGGUAUGUGACUUCUAGCUGGUUCCUCAAUGCUGAGCAUCUGCUCCUGGAUGUCAACCUGCGACGGCCUGAGGAAGACUUUGACGAUGAUGACUAGCCAGGGAGGGGGGUUGAUGGAUUUGUCUGUCUUCUACAAUGUCAAUGUAAUCUCUGUCCGCUUUGCCACGCUCCCGAAGAAGUGAGUCUAAUGGCACUCACUGCGCGUGUGCCUCUCAAUCAGUCUCUCCUGUCCAGGUACUCAGAACCCAGUACCACUGAUUGUCAGUCUCUGCUUCCCUUGGCGCUUA